This is a messenger RNA of Motacilla alba alba, 3568 nucleotides long. RefSeq names its product sec1 family domain containing 2 (gene SCFD2). Lineage: Eukaryota; Metazoa; Chordata; Aves; Passeriformes; Motacillidae. Gene Ontology annotation, biological process: intracellular protein transport; vesicle-mediated transport. Bases 37 to 1989 code for a protein of 650 amino acids. The transcript has 9 exons. The record is from RefSeq and is a predicted model, not a curated record.
GCCCGGCACGUGUGGCGUGUUGUGGCUGUCACCGCCAUGGCGGUGCCGGAGGUGCUGCGGCAGCUGAGCCGCCGAGCCUGGGAGCCCGCGCUGGCCCGGGCGCACCGCGCCGCCGUCCUCAUGGACGCGCCCUCCGCCGAGGCGCUGCACUGGGCCGGCGGGGCGGGCGAGCUGCUGGCGGCCGGGGCGCUGGCUGUCAGCGCGCUGUCCGCCCAGGCGGCGGUGCCGGCGGGGGCGGCCUGCGUCGUGUUCGUGCUGAGCGGGCCGCUGCGGGGCGGCGCGGCGGGCGCGGUGCGCGGCGUGCUGGAGCAGGGCUCCGUGCGGCACUGCGUGCUGGUGUGCGGCGACGAGGCGGACGGCGGCGGGGCGGCAGAGCUGGAGGAGACCUUGCGGCGGUGGAUGGGCGAGGGCGGUAACGCCGAGGUGGUGCUGCGGGGCCCGCCGCUCCUGGCACCCGUCUCGGCGGAGCUCUGCCUGCUGCCCGCCCUGGCACCGCUCCUCCCGCCGCUGCCCGGCCCCGGCGGCCCCGGCCCCGCAGAGGUCGGCCUGGGUGCGCUGCCUGCUGAGCUGCGGGCGGCGGUGCGGGCCCUGGUGGGUGAGCUCGACUCUCUCUUCACCGCCCUGGGCCUGCGGGAGGAGAGCUUCGCUGUGGGGGCCCUUAGCAGGGUCGUCGCCGCUGAGCUGGCAAGCUACGCUUCCACCAGAAACAGGAGGAGGACAGCCACCAACAAGGCCUCUGUCAUCUUCGUGGACAGGACGUUGGACCUCGCUGGAGCAGUUGGUCAUCAUGGUGACAAUCUUGCAGAGAAGAUUCUUUCUGUGCUUCCUAAACUUCCUGGCCACAAGACCGAUGUAAUGAUUAACAUGGUGGAACUUACAGCACUGCAGACUACAGAUGAAACUUGCAGUAUUAUAGCACCUGGCUGCUUAGCACAACCAAAUGAUCCAGCUGCCAAAGCUCUCUGGGAGUCCUUCAUGAACCUCAAACAAAAGGAAGCUGUGAUGGAGGCCAGGAGACACCUUGUGGAGGCUGCAAGCAGAGAAAAUUUACCUAUUAAGAUGGGCAUGGGCAGAGUCACCCCUGAACAGCUCAGCUCAUACAUUCAGCUUUUCCGAAACAAUCUCAAAGCUUUGGAGAACCACUGUGGUCUUCUACAGCUUGUGCUGGCCACAGUCCAGACUUUGAAACACCCCCAGACUUCCAGAUGGGACAAUUUCCUCGCCUUUGAGCGAUUACUCCUGCAGACUAUUGGCGAGUCAGAAAUGCCCAGUGUUUUGAACCAAUUAUUGCCAAUGAUCAAGUCUUACAACGAAAGGACAAAAGAUGAUUAUGCCUGUGAGGACUUCCUUGUUUUGCUGAUAUACAUAUAUUCUGUGGUUGGAGAAAUCAAAUGUGGAAAAGAGCUUGACACAGCUGAAGAAAAGGUGAAAAAGGCCCUUGUCAAAGCAAUUUGUGAUGAGCCAGAGCCAUCUCCUUUGUUGCAGAAAAUUACAGGCUGUGACUCGUCACUGAACCUGACAUCUCAGAAAGCCUCAGAUGCAGUGGACGGUAUCUUCCGGUCCCUCAGGGAUAUUGCCAGAGUCCGAACCCACAUGAAACAGUUCCAUUCCAUACAUAAUCCAGGCAGCAACACCCACCAGGCUUCUUACAAACCUCUGCUGAAACAGAUAGUGGAAGAGGUCUGUAAUCCCGAUCGGCCCGAUCCUGUUGAUAUUGAGCAUAUUUCAUCAGGCCUCACUGAUCUCCUUAAAACUGGAUUCAGCAUGUUCAUGAAGGUGAAUCGCCCUCACCCUGGUGAUCAUCCUCUUCUGAUCAUCUUUAUGGUUGGAGGAGUGUCAGUGUCCGAGGUCAAAAUGGUGAAGGAUUUGGUAGCAACACGCAAACCUGGUACCCAGGUGAUUGUGCUCUCCUCUGUACUCCUGACACCACACAGUGCUGUUGAGUUGUUGUUUGCCUCAGACCAUCUCCAGUCUGGUGCUCGUAUCUGACAGGAGAGGCUGUGGAGAAGAUGAGUGCCUUGCCUGGAAACAUCAAAUCCCUGCUCUGUCACUCUUGUCAAUAGCCCUCCAAAAACUGACGUGUCAACUGCUGCAAUUACAGCUCCAGGUGAACCAGCUGGGUAUCUGGCUGCCAGGGAACACCUGCAGCUCAUGGGCAGCUCUUCAAAAUGGUCCAGUUGUCCAACAACAAACCUCCCCUCCUUGACGAUAGCACUGUGCAGUGCUGAAUCACUCCCAGCCUCACUCAGCAUGGUGAGAGUGAUUGUUUGUAAUAAUUCCCAAGCAAAGGAGCAGCUGAGAACCAGGUGAUGCAAAAUUUGCGCUCCCCAAGCAGUAUCAUUUUUCCUGAUGGUUUUGCUGGGCUUGCUGGUGGGAAAUGCUGCUGAGGGGAGUGAGAGGCCAGCAAAUUCCACCUUCUGUCAUGCUACCUUGCAAAAUGUGUGCCUUAUACAAUGUUAACAGUGUCUACUCCUACUUUGUCCCUCACUCCAGAGAGAUCAUGGAAGACAGCCCUGAUUUAGCUGGCACAGCAGCUCCAGCCUGGCCAUGCUCUUUCAGCAGGACUGUUAGAGGCAGGGAAGCAGAGCCAGACUCAAGGGCUGGGUUACAUGGCUGCUUCUCUCUCAGCUUUCUGUUUCCUGCUCUACUUUCUCCACCCACAGUCCCAGAAGAAAAGACAGUUUCUGAUGGCACACAUCUCUGUAGAUUUACGCAGCAGUCCAUAUGGGCUGUGAUGGUUUGAUGAUAACCCCGAAAGAAUCCUCCCCUCACAUGCAUUUAAAAAAGAAAGGAAAGGAAAAAAAAAGGGCAUGAUCCCAUUUUCAAGAGGCCACAGCACAGAUUCUUUCUUGAGCUAGAUUUCUGAACAGCACGAUUAGAAAACAGCUCUUAUUUUUAAUUUAUGAUCAUGAAAUAGCGGCAAGCAAAUUCAGUUAUGUAAUUUUUCUUUAUAAAACUUUGCUACAAUCUGUAAUGAAAGAGCAGCAGCCAAUAGAGAUUUUUGCAUAUAGCACCAAGAUUUCUGAAUUGCAACAUAAAAUGGUGGAGCUCUAAUGCUGCAUCCUCGUUUCAUCCAAGUAAUGCUACAACUACAGCUUACACUGAGAUGAGAAUGUGAAAUUAAGUGACAUUCUCUCUAUCAUAGCAUUCUUUUUUAUGCCAAAGGAGUAGAUUAAAUGGGAAGUUAUUUCUUAAAUUUUAUUCACUAGCUAGCAUUAGUUCUCGUAAAUGUUUAUGAUGGUCUUCAGAAAAGGGUGUAUUUUGUUUUAAGUUCAAUUUUGAGUGGCUGGAAGGAAACAAUGGACUGAUUAUAAAGCAUGGACAAUGUCGCCUCUAUGGAAGAGAAAUUUAUAAGAAUGACUAUAUAAUGAAACUUUGUGCUAUAAAAAAUGAGAAAUGCUAUGGGAUUGCAAUAUUAAAAGCUCAAGGAAUAGUUUGAAUAGAGCAACUGGAAAGCAAGUAGCUGGUCUCUUGGUUUUUCUGUUAUUUUGUACUGUUCAAUCUUUCUUAGAAUAUGGUUGUUUCAUAAAUUCUGUAAUCAAUAAAGCAAUACUCUCACAAUGCCAAA